AUUUUAGUUGGUACGCUCUGUUCGCGUGUCUAGUAAAAAAAAACAUAGAAUAAUAAAAUUGCAUGCAAAAAUAGCUAUUGAUGAAUAAUUCUAACUACGUGGUUGUGAUUGCAUGGUUGGUGGUUGUCGGCUUAGCCGGCUUGGCCACACCUGCCAAGGGUCAAGAUGCAAAUCUAGUAGACGAUAUAUGCCUUGGAUGCAUUUGCGAAGCAGCUAGCGGCUGUGAUCUAUCAAAAACCUGUGAUUUAGAACAUUGUGGACUCUUUCGUAUGGAUUAUUUAUACUGGGCCGAUGGUGGAAUGCGAACAUCUAAUGGAGAAUUCGCACAUAGUCCAACUGCUUAUGAAAAUUGUGCAUACGAUCCAAGUUGCGCUACCGAAUCUGUUCAAAAUUAUAUACAAACAUUUUUAAAUGACUGCAAUCAAGAUGGAAAAAUUGAUUGCUACGACUAUGCUUCUAUUCACAAGUUAGGUCGUUAUGGUUGUCCAGGUAUUAUUUCCGGGACCUAUGCAAGAACAUUGAAACUAUGUUUGGAUGCUUAUGGAGUUUAUUCUACAGAAAACUAUACCUCCAUUCAAAACUCCACGGAAACUCCACAAACAACUGAAAUGGCACUUAUACAAGAAAUAGUUGAAGAAGUUGAAGAUUUUGUUGAUAACUUUAACAGUGGAACAACUGAAGUUAUUAAACAAAAUACUGAAAAUAUUCUAGUUGCCAAUAAAUUACGAGUUUCAACUAAUUUACCACCACAAUCACCUUUAAAGUAUUUAUAUCCUCAAAAGAACAUGACAAACACUUCUUCAAUUGAAAGUAAACUGGAUCAGAUUUAUGGUGGCCAAAGAAGCGUUAGUCAAGAAACUAACGAUUUUGAGUUGAUAUCUCAAAAAGUUGAUAUCCCAUCCAGAUUUGGCGAUGAUAGCAUUGUCCCAAUUCCAUCAGCUCCAGAUGGUCUUGUUGAUAAUCAGUUAAGGAGAAGAGCAUUAGAAGACACUGAUCCCGAUUCUGAAGAUAGGGUUUUCAACAUGUUAGAUAAAAUUGAAAAAUCCAGAAAAGUUCUUAGGGAAAAAGAACUGAGAUUUCAAGAAACAUUUCUCCAAGAAUUUAUUAAACAAAAUCGUAUUGAUGAAGAGAGAAAUGAGAUUUUAAAAGAAAUGGCUACAGUUAAAAAACCAUCGCCUAAGAAACCUAAUUAUUUUCUAUCAUAAAUUUUUAAUGUUUAAAAAAAUAGUUUAGUUGAAAUUA
Messenger RNA from Episyrphus balteatus (marmalade hoverfly), 1242 nucleotides. RefSeq lists its product as uncharacterized. Gene Ontology annotation, molecular function: lysozyme activity. The record is from RefSeq and is a predicted model, not a curated record. Lineage: Eukaryota; Metazoa; Arthropoda; Insecta; Diptera; Syrphidae. The coding region runs from base 81 to 1205 and encodes 374 amino acids. The transcript has 6 exons.